ACGACUAGCAUUUUUUUUUUCUCCCCCAGCUAGCGGUGUAACGGGGACAGUUUCUCAAUGGUUCCUAGUUCGGUUUAAUGUUUAAAUACUUCUCUUUUCGUCACCCCGGACAAAGCGGUACCCGUUGAGAGGUCCAGGCCGCAGGCUCGGUAGCGUGCAUUAGCUAUACUUGUAGGAGGGGGUGUUACCAGAGAGAGAAGUUGAAUGGAUCCGAGGGUAGCUUGGAUUCAGCCCGAACAGAAAGGACCUGCGAACGCCUUAUGGAUGCACGUCUGGGAGACCUCUCAGGGAGUACGGACACUCUCCGCUCAGCACCACCAGCUCCACAACCAGAACCACAACCAGUGCGUGAAUUACGCAGCGUUGGAUGUUUUAAAAAAUGUGGCCACCGCGGUGGUGGCAUCGGGCAACAAGAAGAGCAUUUGCAGCAGUAACGUUACUGCCGGUUUGAGCAACGGCAGCAGUAGCCAUCGCAGCAUCAUAAACGGCACUACUACUAGUAUUAAUGGCACUGCGCUGUCCAACGGGAAUGUAACACACAACUCUUUCACCGCGACGCACGCAGCUGAUCCAGGAUCCGUCUCGUCGUCGUCGUCGUCCUCGCAGGAAUCCCGGACCGACAGUCCGCCUUCUUCCAGCUGCUCGCUCGAAAGGACUACUACUGUUGGAAAUGCACCGGGCAACGUUAAUAAAAACGUCGGGGGUGCCAAUCUGCUCUUCAACGUGAGGGACAGCAUGGACAAUAAUGUCAACCUUUACCACCAUCAUCGCCACCAUCAUCAUCAUCACCUACAACAGGAGCACCCGGCUUUUAAUUUACAGCAGAUUUGCGUGAAGCGCCAUCAGGUCCACCCCUCUCCUUUACCUGUAAACCACACACACAACCAUCACCACCCGGGCCGGAGGAAAAUUGACAACAAAGCGAGCACUUAUGGGAUGAAUUACUUGCUUUCAAACUGCACUAAUGGCAAUUACGCGAGCACUUGGACGCCUUGGAAGACGAGGAAGUACAGCCCCGGGGUCCUCGGACUCCAUGAGGAGGUGAUGGACCUCUACAACUUCAUGUCUCCUCGGCCAGAGGAAGCAGCUAUGAGGAAGGAGGUGGUGAGCCGGAUAGAGAUGAUCAUUAAGGAGCUGUGGCCCACUGCAGAUGUCCAAAUAUUUGGCAGCUUCAGCACAGGGCUGUACCUUCCAACAAGCGACAUUGACCUGGUGGUGUUUGGGAAGUGGGAGCGCCCCCCGCUGCAAGAGCUGGAACAGGCUCUCCGCAAGCACAACGUGGCCGAACCGUUCUCCAUCAAAGUGCUGGACAAAGCCACGGUGCCAAUCAUCAAGCUGACCGACCAGGAGACCGAGGUGAAGGUGGACAUCAGCUUCAACGUGGAGACUGGAGUGAAGGCGGCGAGCUUCAUUAAGGAUUAUGUUAAGAUGUAUCCAGUGCUGCCUUACCUGAUCUUUGUCCUCAAGCAGUUUCUGCUGCAGAGAGAUCUAAACGAAGUCUUCACUGGAGGAAUCAGCUCGUACAGCCUGAUCCUCAUGGUCAUCAGCUUCCUACAGCUCCAUCCUCGUAUCGAUGCCAGGAACCCCAGUGAGAAUUUGGGCGUGCUGCUGAUCGAGUUCUUCGAGUUGUACGGCCGCCAUUUCAACUACCUGAAAACUGGGAUCCGCAUCAAAAGUGGAGGCGCAUACUUGGCCAAAGAGGAGAUCAUGAAGGCCAUGACCAAUGGAUACAGACCAUCCACGCUGUGCAUAGAGGACCCGCUUCUCCCAGGUAAUGACGUGGGGAGGGGCUCCUAUGGUGCCAUGCAUGUCAAGCAGGUGUUUGACUAUGCCUACACUGUGCUGAGUCAUGCUGUGUCGCCGCUUGCACGGUCGUAUCCCAACAAAGACUCUGAAAGCACCUUGGGGAGGAUAAUCCGGUUGACCCAGGAAGUUAUCGACUACAGGGAAUGGAUCAUUAAGAAGUGGGGGGGCAGGGAUCUGGCGCGAACAGACAACAGAGUUUCACCUCCCAAGGAGCCGGCGUCGGAGCGGGAGCCCUGUAUGCUCGGCGGGGGUGUCGGGACGGAGGAGCAGCAAAGAGAAUCGGUGUCGCCCCACAGCGCCGACUCGCCCAUGUCCAUCUCCAGCCCCCAGCAGCACUCCUCCGCCUCCUCCGUCUCCUCGCUGUCUGGAUCAGACAACGACUCCGAUUCAGCGCUGCCGUGUCCCGUCCCUCCUCCAGCCAUGCCGCCGUACCCGUCUUUCCCUCCUCUGGGCCUGGCUUUGCCACCGGGCCUCAACAUGGGCACCUGCAAGCCCGGCAUGGGAGGACACCAUCUCCUCCUGCAUCCAGGCUCGCAGGCUCGCAUCACACUGCCCGUUGGUCUAGCAAUGCACUCCAUGCCUGGCAGACAGGUGUGUAUAGACACCGGGCUCCCCCCCUUCUUCCACAUGCCCCCCCCAGCCCAUGCUCAUGCCCCCGCCCCCUCCAGCCCCCAGUCUCCGCCCAGCCCCCACUCCAGCCACACACACAAGAACGGAGCCAAGUUCAACGUGAAGGGCUUCCACAACCCGCCGCUGGUCAACAACCCGGUCCUGGCUAACCGCGGACACACACACAGUCACACACAGUACCACCGCAACACUUGGCGACGCAGAAAGAGGGACAGCCUCCCGGUCAGCCUCAGCAGAUAGGAACCCCUCUUGGGAUCCCUCUCCUCUCCCCUCCUGGCUCUGCGUUCGUCUCCAGGGAGGAUGGACAGACAGACAGACAGGCCGACGGAGGACCAGAGACCAGCAGUUUUCACUCUGGGGCUGCCGUGAGAUGGAACUACAGCCCCCAGCUCUGCAUCUUCCUCCUACUGUCUCUUCCCGCAUGACAUUUGUAAUUUCAGUAUUACGUUACUUUCAGUAACCUCAUCUUUGUUGCAGGUCUUUUUUGUUUAUUUUUGUGAGACUUGGCGGUGAAGCCAUUGCCAAGUCCACUUGACCUCGUCUCGACCGCUGCAGCCAAGCUGCCCGUGGUUCAGUGUUACUUUUUUUGUUUUUUUACAGUUUAUACACUUUUUCAUUUGUGCAAUAAUGUUAUUUUUCUUUUUUGGAACUAAAGUAAAUGCUUAUUUAAUUUUGUGUGUGUAUAUGUAAAGGCAUUUUUAUACAGUUGUUUUAUUUUUGUAGAGUUUUACAUUUUGUUUACGAAACCUUUCCCCAGGCAGCAUCUCUGGAGUCGUUGUGUGUGCGUGUGCGCGCGUGUGUGUGUGUGCGCGUGUGUGUGUGUGUGUGUGUGUGUGUGUGUGUGUGCGCGCGUGCGCCUGUCUGUCGUCAGGUCGAGAUAGACCCCGGUUCAAAGACACCCCACCCCCCCGAUCUCUUCUUCUCUCCCUGACUUACUUGUGUUGUUCUGUUUGAUAAAGAGAAGCGGGAACAGAAAGGGAUACGGAGCUCUUACCUUCAGAUUCCUUCCCUUUUCCUCCAUCAGUCUUGUGAAAAUGGUCGAGGUUAACGAGAAAUUCCUCGUGGAAGUUAUGUUCCUCGGUCCAGUUUGUCUCAGGCUUCCUGGAGGGACGUGGGAAGGAUGGAAGUUGCACCCUGGGAUAUCCCGAGAAGCCAGAGUUGAGGAUGUAAUCCUGUGUUGGCCCAGAAGAGGUCGCUCCUGAGCAGAUGGAGCUUCAGCAGUGCUACCUCCAGGUCGUAUGUCUGUGCGUGUGUCCCUUGUGGGACUGUGCUUGUUGUCGUAUUUGGUCUUUCGGGGGAAGGCGGGCAGUGACCUGCUAGUUUUGUGUCGUCCAUCUUUCUCUCCACCGGAGGCAAUUUUUUUUUUAAAAAGAAAAGCUUCCCGACUGCAGAGUUUUGGCCUGAAAGAGCCCGUUCUCUUAAACAUAUAUGCUCGUGUCUUUUCAUUUCCGUGGUCGUCUUAUUUUAUUACAUGUUGUCGGAGGGUUGGGGCCGAGAAGGCAACAGCUCAUCUAACUUGAAUUUGAAGAUCAAUAUUAGAGUCAGAGUGCAGACAAAAGAGCCUCCGAUUCCAGGUUCAGAAGAACCUCUACUCGAGGGGCGUGUGUUGUGGAAAUCUGAUCCCAGGGCUGAGGUCAACUCUCGCCCGCAGCUGUAAAUCAGUUCACAACAACACUAAGAUGCUUAGCGAUACGGUUUCCUCCUCUAUGGUCCUGGACGGAGGAGGAGGAGGAGGAGGAGGGAGGGAGAGAGAGCGGGGGUCUUCUUGAACCAAGGACCCUCCUGAAAGGGAACUCGUAUUUUGAUUCCAUUGAGGAAUCUCGUGUAUAUUUGAUUGCCAGGUACUUCCGCCAAUUGUUUGCAAUGCCUUCCUUUGUGUUUACUCGGAGUGUGCGUACGUCGUUUUUUCCGCGAGCACAAACGUGUCACGCAAACACACACACACCUGCAGACGUGACUCGCCCAGAACACUACACACGCUGGUGUUAUUACUAUGCAAGUGGAUUAUUCUAAUUAUUGUGUCAACUCUCCUCUUUCUGUUUUAUUUAGUUUUCUCCCCAAAAUGACAAAACCCUGCUUGUUGGACUGGAGUAAUGUUACUGACUGUCAAGACUUACAAGUCAACUCAUGUGAACUACAAGUCCAUCCACUGACCCCCCCCCUUGUGUUUGUAUGAAGGUCCUGAUAUGUUUUCAAAGUCUAGUUUUCCACAUCCGUCAGUCACACGUGAGGAGUGUACGGAGGGAUGUUGAUGUGGGUGGUUGGGUCUGGGUCUGUGUAGUGUGUGUGACCUAGUGAAACGUGUGUGAGAACGUAUCGAGACUCAUGACUCGCCACCACCGCUUUUUAAUCAGAUGCUUCGUGAGCCAAGUGCACCCGAGAGAGCGACUUGCACUCUUGCAGGUGCACUUCAGAAGGGCCAGAGUGUCCACCAACGAUUCUUUGACUCUGUUCAGUACUGUUACACUAUUUGUGUUUCCCUUUUCAUCUUUUAAACCAUGGCAACUCUGACCCCACAGUCAAAACCGCACCUGGCAUCAAUUCAAUCUCAGAUGAAGGGUUUCGGUUUUGACCGAUGGCUCAGCAGAUUAUGAGCUACUCAUCAUGUCCAGAUAGAGAAAGUCCUCUCACGUUUAAUGAUUUGACCCAAAUAACAAUCAUUAUGGAAGCCACAGACUUCUCUUAGAUGUGCCCAGACAUACCAUCGUACCCUUUCACCCUGUUUAUUCCCUACAGGGGAUUAUUUCCAUCCAAAGGGAGGUGAUAGCGUUGGUGCAUGAAAUGCUCAGUUCCAUGCACUCCUAGCCUGAUUAUCAAUUGGAUAACAAGGUGAAUGUAGUUUCCAGCUGCAUCCCUGACAGCCACUUCUGCUUUUUAGCGAUUUAGAACCAGCAAUGAUGAGAGGCUGAAAAGAUGAAAUUGGUGACGGAAGGUUGUCGACUGGGUUUGAGUUGCCUGCAUCUCCACACAGCAAAACGACUUGACAUGCAGUAUCCUGGAAGUCUGUAUGGAUUCAAACCUCAGCGGCUCGGUGCGCCUCACUCUCCUUGUUCACGUCUCCAGAUGUGGUGUGAAAAGGAAGCGACAGAGUGGCCAGGACCGCUGAGAUUUAUUGCGUACAUGUAGAUGCAAUGUAAUAUUACCCCCCUCCUUCCCUCCCUCCCUCCCAUUGCGAUACAAUGAGGGAUUUUAAACUGGCGGCUGCUGUUUAGAGAGAAGCGGCAGCCUCUCUUUGUCCUGGCUGAUUCAUGUGAGCAGUGGCCCUCUGAAUGGACACGGAGCUACCGGUGGCCGGAGGGAACCACUGCCCAGCUUGUGGUUGUCGUUGUUUUUUUUUGACAUUUUUAAUGUAAAUAUAUUUUUUUCUAUUUUAUUUUUUAAUAAACAUUUUAAAACUGCCAGUCAGCGUGUGUUUUGUUUUGUGUGUUGACAGAUUCACAUGGGCACUUAAUGCUGCAUUAAUACAACAAACAAACAUUAUCAAACAAAGCUCUCAUGGUAAAAAUAUAAGCAAAGAGUUGGCAAAUGUAGGCCCUGUAUCGGUCUCCACUAUGUUGUUCUGUGUGUUUGGUGCUGUGCCGGUAAUAUACAG
This is a messenger RNA of Anarrhichthys ocellatus (wolf-eel), 6028 nucleotides long. It is a transcript of the gene tent4a, whose product is annotated as terminal nucleotidyltransferase 4A. Gene Ontology annotation, biological process: polyadenylation-dependent ncRNA catabolic process; RNA 3'-end processing. The transcript is spliced from 13 exons. NCBI's taxonomy places the organism in Eukaryota, Metazoa, Chordata, Actinopteri, Perciformes, Anarhichadidae. Gene Ontology annotation, cellular component: TRAMP complex; nucleolus. The record is from RefSeq and is a predicted model, not a curated record. Gene Ontology annotation, molecular function: mRNA binding; poly(A) RNA polymerase activity. Bases 205 to 2676 code for a protein of 823 amino acids.